Molecule: messenger RNA, 954 nt
Organism: Musa acuminata subsp. malaccensis (wild Malaysian banana)
Lineage: Eukaryota; Viridiplantae; Streptophyta; Magnoliopsida; Zingiberales; Musaceae
Source: RefSeq, a predicted model, not a curated record
AGUCGACAUGGCGUCCAAAACCCUAUAGACCCGAGUUAGGAGGAGCGUUAAGCGGCCGCACUCCGCUUCUGCUUCCUCAUUGUCUCUCUUUAUGUAGUUUGCGAUGAGGGCGGUGAGGGGAUCCGUGGUCCGCUCGAAGCACAUCUCUCUCGCGAAGGCCUCCGCCGUUCUCUCCCGCUUCGCCGCGAACGAGAAUGCCGCCCGCCCGGAUGUCGCCGCCUACGUCCGCUGCGCCUCCGCUGCCUUUGACGAGCUCGUCAGCUUCUGUCACGAGAUCCGAGCCGCCAGCAAGCGCUCCGAGCUUGAGAAGUCGUUGAUGGAGGAGGAGGGGGACGAGGAGCGGAACAAGAAAAAGAGGAGGAGGAGCGGCAGAGAUGAGCAAGUCGAUGGAGAGGUUGUGGAAGACGCCGAUUUGGUGGAUCGAUAUGGUAAUCGUUGUGGAGGCGUAGGUGACUCUGGUAGCGACGUGGAGAGGAAGAAAAAGAAGGCUAGAAUCGAAGCCAAUGAGGAAGAAAGAAGCAAGCUUUCAAAAGAAAAAUUAGGGCGACUAAAGGAUAAAAAAGAACAGUAUAAUAAGAGAAAGAAGAACAAAUGUUAGAACAGAAGAUUGGCAGAGAUGCAAGCUUUUAGAACUGGAGUUGGUUCAUCAUCCAUUCCAACAAAUUUGGGGCUUCAUGGGAGUUGCCUCCUAAUCUUUCAAAAGAAGGAUUUGGACUCCUCACUUGGAGCUCUGGCUCAGUACAUCUACAACUGCAAUCUUGGAGUAGAAGCAGAUCUAUAAAAGGUUCCCUUUUUUUGAGGUAAGUUCGUUGUUUAGAGAAAGUACUGACAUAAAAUUUUGACUUACAAUGUGAAUCUUAGGAUGUGAUUAUGAUCACAACAUUGUUUUCUUACUGCAACCCAUAUUAUAUUCCAUCUUGAAUUAGACAUUGACUUAAGAUGCUCGUUGCUUGA